This is a messenger RNA of Arachis ipaensis, 6145 nucleotides long. NCBI's taxonomy places the organism in Eukaryota, Viridiplantae, Streptophyta, Magnoliopsida, Fabales, Fabaceae. The record is from RefSeq and is a predicted model, not a curated record.
UCCCUUUUUUGGUCCUUAACCUUCCUUAAGCGGAAUAUGAACAAAAACAUCAACAUCAUCACCGCACCAUUUCUUUGUUUAUUCUUUUUUCGCAUAAACAAAUACAUUAAGAUUCGGACACACACACAGACAGAGAUUGCGUUAGAGAGAGAAACCUCGGAUCCAAAAUGUUCUUCAUUCUUAUUCUAAUCUAACCACAACGACACAGCUACCAUAUCUGUUCUUAUUCCAACUCUUUUCUUCAUACCCCAUGAAUAAGAUUCAACUUUGCAUUAAGAUUGCCCCAUACCCACUUUCUCUUUCUUGAUUGAAAGCUAAGUUUUCUCUCUUUCUCUUUCCAUCAGAUAAGAGAUAAAGUUGCAUGUGAGAGGACAAGGACAAUACCCUGAUGAAAGUGUUCCUUCAAGACCCAGCAAAAUCCAUGCCCUAUUGUUUGUUCCUGAAUGCACACAACAUACUUGUUACAAUGCCAAUACCAAUACGAUAAUGAUUGCUAUUGAUUUUAUUUGGUGGGGUGUGUGUGAUGCAAUGUGGUUUGAUAUGUGGCACUUAUAGGGGUGGUCCUACAAGUUAGGGGUGAGAAGAUACCCUUUUGGAUCUUGUAGGCAACAAUGGCAAUGUUCCGCAAGUUCUUCUAUAAGAAGCCCCCAGAUGGGCUUCUAGAAAUCAGUGAGAGGGUUUAUGUCUUUGAUUAUUGCUUUACGACUGAUCUUAUGGAUGAAGAUGAACAUAAAAUGCAUAUAAGGGGGACAAUUGAGCAACUUUGUGAUCACUUCCCUGAAGCUUCAUAUAUGGUGUUCAACAUGCGGGAGGGAGAAAAUCAAAGCCAGAUUUCUUACAUUUUGAACGAUUAUGAUAUGACUGUGAUGGACUAUCCUCGACAGUAUGAAGGUUGCCCAAUACUCACCAUGGAGAUGAUCCACCAUUUCCUGAGAUCAUGUGAAAACUGGCUUCAGCUUGGGCUACAAAAUAUUGUCUUAAUGCAUUGUGAACGAGGUGGAUGGCCCGUUUUAGCAUUUAUGCUAGCCGCUUUCUUGAUUUAUAGAAAGCAAUUUACAGGAGAGCUGAAAACAUUAGAAAUGAUAUACAAGCAAGCUCCGAGGGAACUUUUGCAAUUGAUGUCACCAUUGAAUCCAUUGCCUUCACAACUGAGGUAUCUUCAAUAUAUAUCAAGAAGAAAUGUUGGUUCAGAAUGGCCUCCUCUAGAUAGAGCAGUUACAUUGGACUGUGUAAUUAUAAGAAUCAUUCCUAAUAUGGAUGGAGAGGGUGGUUGCCGUCCUAUAUUUCGGAUAUAUGGACAGGACCCUUUUAUGGCAGCUGAUCGGACUCCCAAAGUUCUUUUUUCGACUCCAAAAAGGAGCAAAUUUGUUCGGCAUUACAAGCAGGCUGAUACAGAACUGGUUAAGAUUGACAUACAUUGUCAUGUUCAAGGGGAUGUCGUUCUUGAGUGUAUUACUCUAGAAAAUGAUUUGGAUCGUGAAAAAAUGAUGUUUCGUGUGAUGUUUAAUACAGGAUUCAUAAGGUCAAAUAUUUUGAUGCUUAACCGUGAUGACCUUGACAUAUUAUGGGAUACUAAAGAUGACUUCCCAAAAGAUUUUAGAGUAGAGAUUCUUUUCUCGGAUAUGGAAACAAAAUCUUCUGUUAUUUCAAUUGAUCUGCCUUAUCUUGAGGAGAAGGAUGGCCUACCGAUUGAAGCAUUUGCUAAGGCUAAAAAAAUUUUCAGCCAUGUUGACUGGCUCGACACAAAUAUUGAGGUAGCAGCUGUGCUACAACAAAUCACAGGAUCAAAUAUCUUUUUGGAAAAAUUGGAUGGUGCAGCUUCUCCCAAAAUGAGCCAUUUGCGAAAGGAUUCAUCGCCUAGAGGAUUUAAAUUUGAUUCUAAGAUACAAGUCGAUGUGAAGAGUCCUGACUCCACAUUUGAGGGGAAACUUGCUAUGUCCUCACUCAAAUCUGGAGAUGCUUCUGUAGAAAAGAAGGUAGAAGCAUUUGAAUCAAUGGCGUCGCAAGAACAUAACAUCAAGACUCCUACUCAUAUGGGUCAGGGGUACCAACCUGUUCCCACAAUUGGAGUCUCAGCACAUUCAGAUUCUACUUGGAAGGAAAUGAAGUCAGUAAAAUCAAAGGAAUCAAUGGAAAAUAACGCCGAGUUUCCUACAUCUAUGAUUCAAGGGAAACAAUCAACUCCCUUAACCGGACCAUCUACGGUUGCAAAAUCCAAUGCAAAGUUGGAAAAUGACACCAUGCAUCCUAUAUCUUUGGCUCAAAGCAUACAAUCUAUUCCCACGCCAACUGAUGCAAAUUCAGCACUGUUGGAAUCAAGCAAAAAGGAUACUGAAUCAUUAAAGUCACCGGCAUUGUUGGAAAAUGAUAGAAGAUCUAAACUUGAACCACAGAAGAUGCCAGAAAGUGAUUUGAAGAGACCCACUUCGGCAGUUCAGGGGACAAUUCCUACUUCAUCAAUUGAAUCAUCCAUCAAUGCUCCUAUGCAAAAGAAGAUAGAUUCACUGGCAGAACCACACACUGUUCUGGCAAGUGACAUUAAGACUCACACUUCAGUGGGUCCGAGGACACAUCUCACUCCCUCAAGAGAUUCCAGUUCUGCUAUUGCACAGGUUGAAUCAUUAGAAACAAACGCAUUAUCGGAAAACGAUACCAAGGAUCCUCUAUGUAUAGCUCAGGAGAAACAGUCUACUCAUGUAACCAAAUCCGUGGUUGCAAACUCAAACAAGGAGGAGGUUAGGGAAUUGGAAGCAAAGGUGUUGUCAGAUAUUGAUUCCAAGAGUCUCACAUCCAUAGUUCAGAGGAAACAAGAUAGUCCUUUACCUGAACCACGCAUUGGCAGUAAGUUUUCUGCUUCAAUUGCUCAGGGGAAACAGUCUAUUCCCUCAAUUGAACCGUGUAUGGAUGCUAAUUCAAUGGAAAAGAAGAUUGAACCACUAGAGUCAAUGAUGAAGAAUACUGAAUCAUUAGAAUCGAAGGCAUUGCUUAAAAAUGAGGCCAAGAUAUUGACAUCGGCUCAGGAGAAACAGUCUAUUCCAUUGAUUGAACCAUCUAUCAAUGCUAAUUCUAUGGAAAAGAUUAAACCAUUAGAGUCCAUGGUAAAGGAUACGGAAUCAUCAGUGUCGACGGCGUCACUCAAAAGUGAGACCAAGAGCUCGACAUCUAUGGCUCAGGAGAAACAAUCUAUUCCGUUGAUUGAACCAUCUACUGAUGCUAAGUCAAUGGAAAAGAAGAAGGAUACUAAAUCAUUAGAAUCAAAGUCAUCAAUUAAAAGUGAUGUAAAGAGUUCGACAUCUAUGGCUCAGGAGGAACAGUCUAUUCCCUUGAUUGAACCAUCCCAGGAUGUAAAUUCAAUCAAGGCCCAAGAGUCAAUGACGUUAUCAGAAACCGUUACUAAGAGUCUCCCAUUUACAGAUCAGAGGAAACAACAUAGUCCCUCACUUGAGCCACCUGUCGAUGCAACCUCAAGUAAAAAAAUGACUGAAUCUAAUGAAUUGCAGGUUCCUUUACAGUUUCCUAAAAUCAUAUCUCCACAGGUGCAUCAAGCAAUUCGACCAGCUCCAGCACCAGGUUCACCUUCAGCUAUCACAAGAUUUCCGAGUUCAUCAUCAGCUCUUGGAAUAAUGUCUGUGUUGCAGGAUGAUGCACCAAAGGAUAUGAAAGAAGAAGUCACACAUGCAGUGAAAUCUCCUCUGUCCGGUAGUAUGUCUCCCCCGGACUCAAAGGUGUCGAAAUCGGCAGAGCAUAGUCCUGAACAUAUUUUGCAUACAUCACCAGUAAAACCUUCGGUGGAUGCUGUUGCGACCAUAGAGAAGACUUUUGGGCUCAAUGCUCCUGUGGUUUCUCCUUCCCGUUCUCCAUCUACACCUUCAUCACCGCCUCAAAGUGAGCCUUUUGCAAAAUCAAUACAAACUACUGAUAUCCAUAACCUCCAUCCUUCCCCUCCCCCUCCUCCUCCUCAUGCAACCCCUUCCCUUCCCAAAACAUCAUCUUCCAUUGUCAAAGAUUCAUUUAAAAGUCCGUCUCCUCUGCCUCCUCCUCCUCCUCCUCCUCCACCUCCAUCUUUAAUUAGACAGUCCUCAUUAUCUUCAGCUGAUGGCCCCUUGAGUAUGAACAAGGCUGCUGCUAUGCCUAUUCGACCUCCCCCACCUCCGCUGUCAACUGGACAGACAUCAUCAUCUUCAAUACCUCCUCCUCCUCCUCCUAUGUCUGGACUUCCUCCUUCUGCAAUGUCUCAUCCCCCUGCCCCACCUCCUCCUCCUGUUCCUUCGGUCACCACACCUAGUCCUCCUACAUCACUGGCUCCACCUCCACCUCCUCCCUCAGCUUCUGCAUCUGCAAAUGUUCCACCUGUACCCCCACCUCCACUUCCAAAUGGAUUGACAAGAUCUGGCUCUUUGUCAUCACAAGCUAAUGCUAAUGUGGCUCCAAUUCCUGGACCGCCUCCAGUUCCCGGACCGCCUGGGGUUCCUGGACCGCCUGCAGCCCCUGGGCCGCCUGGGAAAGGACGUGGCCUGUUGCGAGCAAAUUCCAAAGGUAUCUGUACUAAAAAGAGCAAUCUGAAACCUUACCAUUGGUUAAAGUUAACAAGGGUCAUGCAAGGAAGUUUAUGGGCUGAGACACAAAAACUUGAUGAAGCUUCAAGGACUCCAGAGUUUGACAUGUCAGAACUGGAGUCUCUUUUCUCUGCAACUGCUCCAAAUUCUGAUGCAAAUGAAGGAAAAUCAACUCUCCGUUCUGGACAGAAAGUGGAUAAAGUCCAACUGAUUGAACUCAGGCGUGCAUAUAACUGUGAGAUCAUGCUUUCAAAAGUCAAAAUACCUUUGGCUGAUCUAAUGAGCUCUGUGCUAGCAUUGGAUGAAUCAGCAUUAGAUAUUGAUCAGGUUGAAAACCUCAUCAAGUUCUGCCCAACCAAGGAAGAGAUGGAGCUGCUCAAGAACUAUACUGGAGAUAAGGAGCACUUAGGAAGGUGUGAACAGGUAAGUGGAUUUUACUUAUUUCUAACUACUCUNNNUAGAGUGGAAAACAAGCUAAGAGUUUUCUCUUUUAAGAUUCAAUUCAACUCUCAGGUUUCAGAACUCAAGAGAGACUUGAAUAUUGUGAACAGUGCAUCUGAAGAGAUCAGGAGUUCAGUCAAGUUGAAAAGAAUCAUGCAGACCAUUCUUUCUCUUGGCAAUGCUUUGAACCACGGAACUGCAAGAGGUUCUGCACUUGGAUUUCGAUUGGAUAGUCUCCUUAAACUCACUGAUACACGUGCCAGGAACAACAAGAUGACUCUUAUGCAUUAUCUUUGUAAGGUGAUUUCUAAAAAGCUUCCAGAGCUUUUAGAAUUCCCCCAAGACCUAGUGAAUUUGGAGGCUUCAACGAAGAUACAAUUGAAAUAUUUGGCAGAGGAAAUGCAAGCUAUUAGUAAAGGACUGGAGAAAGUAGUUCAGGAAUUGACAGCAUCAGAGAAUGAUGGGCCGGUGUCAGUAAACUUCUGCCAGAUACUAAAGGAAUUUCUUUCUAAUGGUGAAGCUGAAGUGAGGGCUUUGGCUCAACUUUAUGCUAAUGUGGGUAGAAAUGCAGAUGCAUUGGCUCUGUACUUCGGAGAAGAUCCAGCACGUGUCCCAUUUGAACAAGUUGUAUCUACUCUUCUCAACUUUGUGAGGAUGUUUGUCAAAGCGCAUGAAGAAAACUGUAAGCAGAUGGAAUCCGAUAAGAAGAAAGCGGAGAAGGAAGCAGAAAACGAGAAGGUGAAGAUAACUCAUAAGGAGUCAGAAAAUGUGAUGCAGCCGGCCAUCAAAAGUGCGGAUAUCAAUUGAACAGAUGCAUUUUUUUUAAGGCCUCAGAGCUUCUAAAUAGCCAUUACACAGCCUUAGAGCUUCAAUUUGGUUGGGUGGAUGGAUGAAGUAUACACUUCCAUAAGUUAUGAUAUGAUACUUGAAUUAUAUAAUGCAAGAAUUGUGAAGCUUGCAGAAAAAAGUCUCAAGCUUAGGAUAAUUUUAAGCAAAAAUCAGAUUUGUGGUGCUCAGCAUGAGGAACUAUUUUGGUGUAAAAGGUAUUUUGAUUUAGUUUUACCAUGUUAGUCUUGAAUUUUCUGUCUACUGAGCAGUAGCCAUGUAAAUGUGAUGCAGUUAAUAUAUAUAUUUUUCCCCUCAGAUAA